GCAGUUGCUUCCUGUGCCUGGUGGACGUGGUGCCUGUGAAGAGCGAGGACGGGGCCGUGAUCAUGUUCAUCCUUAACUUUGAGCUGGUGCUGGAGAAGGAGCUGCUGGGCUCCCCGGUGAAGGACACCAACCACUGGGUGACUCCCACCAACUGGUUCCCUGCAGGGCGCAGCAAGUCCUUCAAGCUGAAGCUGCCAGCGCUGCUGGCGCUCACGGCUAGCAAGCAGUCGCUGCCCCAGGGGGGCCCAGAUGGCAUCAUCGUGGACUUCUCCAAGCCCAGCAGCGAGUCAGGGGCUCCAGACGAUGUCACUUCCUCCCUGGAUAACAGCUGCCUGGGCUCCCAGCUGGAGGAGCGCCAGGCCCUGGUGGAGCUGGAGGCGGGGAGGGGUCCGCCUGGCGAAGCAGGCCUGGAGCCCCCCGUCACCCACUCGUCGCCCCGUGCCGACAGGGACCGGCUCCAUCUGGACGCCUCCUUCUCCAACUGCAGCCUGUCGCGCAGCCGCUCCCGGGAGAGCUGCCACAGCGUGCGGCGCGCCUCCUCCGUCGAUGACAUCGAGGCCAUGAAGGGCGAGAGCGACAGGCGGGGGCACAACCGCCACGGCAGUACAGGGGCCAUGAACAACCUGCGCAGCAGCCUGCUGAACUCCACCUCGGACUCGGACCUGAUGCGCUACCGCGCCAUCAGCAGGAUCCCGCAGAUCACACUCAACUUCGUGGACUUCAAGGCGGAGGCCUUCCUGACGUCGCCGGCCAGCGAGCGGGAGAUCAUCGCGCCCACCAAGCUGAAGGAUCGGACGCACAACGUCACCGAGAAGGUCACCCAGGUGAGGCCCGCUGGGGGCGCUUCCUGCGGGGAAUGGGGAGCGGCUUGUGGUCUUGCCUGGCAGCGAGCUGAGGCCUGCCGGGGGCGGCUGCGAUGGCAGAGUUCUGGGGCACCCGGCUGGAGAGGCUGA
This is a messenger RNA of Chelonoidis abingdonii (Abingdon island giant tortoise), 953 nucleotides long. NCBI's taxonomy places the organism in Eukaryota, Metazoa, Chordata, Testudines, Testudinidae. The record is from RefSeq and is a predicted model, not a curated record.